GUUUAAAUGGAUUAAUGGGUCUAUGAGACAUAAAAGUUAUAUUUUUCUGGCUAUCCAUUUAUUGAGUAUGGAGUAGGAGGCUAUAUCAUUCUCAUUUCUAUACUUCUCGCUUUAAAAUACCUUUUUAAUUGUGAUACCAAACAUCCAGCAAAUUUCAAUGUAUCAUUAAUAUUACAUUUAGGUUGUCAAAUUUUAAAUUCCUAAUUCCAAUACAUCUAAUUCACAGGAACUUAUAAAUAAUCAAGCUAGACUGAUUUAAUAAUUAAAUGAAAAAUUGGCAAUUAUCUAAUAAGGAUACGAUAAAUUAGCAAAGGAGCAUAUUUAAUUAUCUACAAGUAAAAAAUAAUCAUUAGCAAUUAGCUCUUUCUGAUUUAUAAUCAUAAGUAUUUGAUAUUUUAACGAAAAAGAAAAAUUCCAAUUCUAAUUAAUUAUAAGUGAAAUCUGUAAAAUCCCAGAUUGUUACACCUUAGUAAAAUCUUUAGAAAUAAGAAAUUAAAGAAAACUAAGAAAUCUUAGAAGGAUAGGAAUAAUAAAAGACUUAAAACUAAAAGUUGAAAGAAGAAUAGAUUUAAUAAAAGUAAGUAGAUCAAUAAAAAGAAAUCUAAAUUGAGUAACAGCAACAAGAAUAAUAAAAAUAAGAAUAAUAAUAAUAACAAUAAUAAUAAUAAUAAUAAUAAUAAUAAUAAUAAUAAUAAUAAUAAUAAUAAUAAUAAUAAUAAUAAUAAAAUGACUAAAAUUUAUAAAAUUUGUCUCAAAUAUAAUUAAAAGACCAAGAAGGCAAUAAAUAAAAUGCAAUAAUUGAUUAACCCUAAGAACCUAUGAACCAAUCCUAAACAAAUCCUUUUGCAGCAGAAUAACCUUCUGUAGUAAGAAAACCUUAAAAUCCACCUACUCCAAGAAGAAUACCUCCUUAAUUGAGACCUAAGUGA
Molecule: messenger RNA, 929 nt
Organism: Paramecium sonneborni
Lineage: Eukaryota; Ciliophora; Oligohymenophorea; Peniculida; Parameciidae
Source: the annotation of a GenBank genome assembly